Molecule: messenger RNA, 900 nt
Organism: Sparassis crispa
Lineage: Eukaryota; Fungi; Basidiomycota; Agaricomycetes; Polyporales; Sparassidaceae
Exons: 7
Coding region: 1-900 (299 amino acids)
Source: RefSeq, a predicted model, not a curated record
AUGUCAAACGACAAACGGCAGUUUAUCCCACUCACGGAGUGUUUCAUACAUGGUGGUGCUAGGCUCAAUGCCGAUGCAGGCGAAUUCGCACUCUCGUUCAUCGUAACCUCUUUUCUUGAGAACUUUUGGCGCAACCUUCAUGAAAAUCAUGGUCUACUGUGGACGCUCGUACAAAUUCGCCUAGGUGACGGUGCACAGGACACAGUACUCGGUUUUGACGUGGGGUCGGAGGCUGUUAAUCAUGCUGUGGCCACCUUGACGACAGGAUAUAAGAGCGUCCGGUGCCCGCCGAUCACUGGUCUACCGGAAGUGACAGAGUCGGUGUUCACGACCGUGCUGUCAGAAGAUAACCAACUUCGCUUGGAGAGUAUCGGAGAAGAAAGCUUCAACUAUAGGUAUCUACGGCCACAGGACACUCCAACCAGCUACCAGCCGGGACAAUACAUUUUGCCACAGGAAAGUGCCUUCACGAAGCCUGCUAAACACUUCAUUCUAUUCAAGGAUUCUCUGUCACUCCGAUCUCCACGGGGUGUUUCGAUGACGGAAUGUCUGCAUCCAUCGACGUUGCGGCUGGAUGGCAAGCGUGAGCCUGUCGAGUCGAUCCGGAACCAUCAGUUCAUUAUGCUUCAAAUCUUUUGGCCAGGGUGCACACCGUGGGCGCGAGUUUUGCAAGUUAACAACGACGAAGGUUCCGUGGUGGACCGCUGCAAGCUAGCGGCGAUGGUUGCUGCAUCUUUCCGUGACAUGUUCAUGGAGGACGCAGUGCCGCCCAGGCGAGAUGGUUCACCGGCACGGUUAACAGGUUUACGUUUCGAGCAACUGCAUCUGGUCAAGUUAAGUUCACUUGAUGGAGUCAACUGGGAAGCCGAGGUGAAUGUAUUGACUCGUGCUUGGAUUUGA